This is a messenger RNA of Coccomyxa subellipsoidea C-169, 618 nucleotides long. Its product is annotated as flavo protein. The transcript is spliced from 5 exons. Gene Ontology annotation, cellular component: cytosol. The record is from RefSeq and is a predicted model, not a curated record. The coding region runs from base 1 to 618 and encodes 205 amino acids. NCBI's taxonomy places the organism in Eukaryota, Viridiplantae, Chlorophyta, Trebouxiophyceae, Coccomyxaceae. Gene Ontology annotation, molecular function: NAD(P)H dehydrogenase (quinone) activity.
AUGAAAGUCUUCAUCGUGCUAGCGCACCCAGACCCUCGCUCGCUCAACGCAUCAAUGGCUAAGUAUUCAGUAGAGGUCCUGGAAGCCGCAGGAUACGAAGUCAAGGUGUCGGAUUUAUAUGCGAUGAAGUUCAAAUCUUUCCUGGAUGGAGAGGACUUUACAGAGCACAACAGCGAAGAGCGGCUCAACAUCUUCAAAGAGUCUCUUCUCGCCUACAAGAACGGAACCCAGACGCCCGACGUGAUCGCAGAGCAAGAAAAGAUGAAAUGGGCGGACGUGACAGUGGGAGCGCCGGCCAGCCAGUACAGCCCGCGAGGCAUUGCAGGGCCCAUAGACGACCUCCUCUUCCCGAUCAACCACGGCAUUCUUUACUAUCCAGGCUAUGAUGUCCUGCCGCCCUUUGUGCUGUACCACACAUUCCCAGGAGCAGUCGAUGACAAGCGCUUUGUGGAGAUUCAGGCAGCCAUGAAGGAGCGGCUCUUAAGCCUGGACACAACCGAACCCAUCGCCUACCGGAAGCAAAAUCAUGGCGACUACACAAUGCCCGACCUUGAGCUCAAGCCCGGCCUCGAACAGCAGGGAGAGACAGGCUUCAACAUGCACGUCAUCAAGUCAUGA